GUCUCAUUUCGUCAGCGUUUUACCUUUACCGCCCGAAGCCCGCUCUGUCGAUCUCUCUGUGAAAAAGCGGCCUUGUUCGGCAAAACUCUUCGCCUCCACUCUUCUUGAAAACCAUGUAAGAGUUAACGGGGUACGUCGGUAUAUUUCCAAGAUUGCCUGAGGUUUCUCUCCACGUCUCCAUAUGAUGCCAAAGCAAACGGCUCCUCCUGCCAAAGAUGAUACUCAAUCAAUGGACCUAUUGUUGUGCUCCUUCUUCUGUGCUUAAGAGAAGCAGCAGCUAUAUCCGCCUGUAACUGCUACUACUUUGGUUGGAAGUGUUUUGUAUUAACGGCCACUCGUCGGCAGUUGGCUAUCUGUCUGUGCAGCAUGUCUUCGAACACUAAUUUCAGGGGAGGAGGAGGCAGAAGGGUUGUCGGAGGAAGAGGAGGAAGAAGGGGAGGAGGUGGAGGUGGGGGUGGAGGUAGAGGAGAGCAGCGAUGGUGGGAUCCUAUUUGGAGAGCAGAGCGCUUGCGCCAGAAGGCUGCUGAGGUUGAAAAGGUUGAUGAAAAUGAGUGGUGGACGAAGAUGGAAGAUAUGGAACGGAGUGGUCAGCAGGAGCUGAUUGUUAAGCGUAACUAUGGGCGUGAGGGUCAAAAUAUUCUUGAGGAUAUGGCUCAUCAACUAGGCCUUUACUUCCAUGCUUACAACAAAGGGCGAACUCUUGUUGUGAGCAAGAUCCCAUUACCAAAUUAUCGGGCAGAUCUUGAUGAAUGGCAUGGAUCCACACAACAAGAGAUUCAUAUGUCAACUGAGAUACAGCGAAGGGUGGGAAGCAUUUUAGCCAACUCAAAGGAAGAUGUUCCUGCUGCUGAAUCCAUUGGUGCAUCGAGCCAGGCGAGGCCACAAUUGCUUCCUAUUGGAGAAAUGAGGAACUCUAAAUCUCCUUUGGCAUUGGAUGCUCUGAAGGAGAGAAUUAAUAUCGAACUUAGAGACGAGCAACAUAAGGGGAGGGACACUCCAUCUUCCAAAGAAAUGCUAGGUCUUAGGGAAACACUACCUGCCUAUAAGUUGAAGCAUGAAUUUUUGAAAGCCGUAAAAAACAAUCAGGUGCUGGUAGUUUCUGGGGAGACUGGUUGUGGUAAGACUACGCAGUUACCACAGUUCAUUAUAGAAGAAGAGAUAGAAUCACUUCGUGGGACUGAAUGCAACAUAAUAUGCACACAGCCACGCCGUAUAUCAGCCAUAUCUGUAGCUUCUCGUAUUUCUUCAGAAAGAGGUGAGAAUCUUGGAGAAACUGUUGGAUACCAGAUCCGUUUAGAAGCAAAACGUUCGGAAAAGACACGGUUGCUCUUUUGUACAACUGGUGUACUCCUUAGGCGAUUGGUUCACGAACCAGAAUUGAUUGGUGUCAGUCACAUAUUGGUUGAUGAAAUACAUGAAAGAGGCAUAAAUGAGGACUUCCUCAUUAUUAUAUUGCGUGAUCUUCUUCCACAUCGUCCAGAUUUGCGGCUUAUUUUAAUGAGUGCCACGAUCAAUGCAGAGAUGUUCUCAAAAUAUUUUGGAAAUGCUCCUAUUAUUCACAUACCUGGAUUCACAUUUCCAGUAGCCGAAGUUUUUCUUGAAGACCUGCUGGAGAAAUCAUGUUACAACAUCAAAUCUGAUUCUAUUAACUUCAGUGGAAAUUCUAGGAGAAGGAGACAGAUGGAUCAAAAGAAAGAUACCCUGACUGAGUUGUUUGAGGAGGUUGACAUUGAUUCUCACUUCAAAGCAUAUAGGUCUUCAACACGACGUUCUCUUGAUGCCUGGUCGCCUAGUCAACUUGAUUUAAGCCUUGUAGAAGCUACAAUCGAGUAUGUUUGUCAGUAUGAACGAGAUGGUGCAAUUCUUGUUUUUCUCACUGGUUGGGAUGAGAUUUCUAAGCUACUAGAUAAAAUCAAGAGCAACAGCUUUUUGGGGAAUUCUAAUAAAUUUUUAUUACUUCCAUUACAUGGCUCUAUGCCUACAAUAAAUCAACGUGAAAUAUUCGAGAGGCCACCAAGUAACAUGAGGAAAAUUGUGAUUGCAACAAAUAUUGCAGAAAGCAGUAUCACUAUCAAUGAUGUUGUGUUUGUGAUUGAUUGUGGAAAGGCUAAAGAAACCAGCUACGAUGCUCUGAACAAGCUAGCUUGCCUUUUACCGUCAUGGAUUUCUAAGGCUUCAGCACUUCAGAGACGAGGCCGUGCUGGGCGUGUGCAGCCUGGAGUUUGUUAUCGUCUUUACCCGAGGAUCAUUUAUGAUGCGAUGCCCCAAUAUCAGUUGCCUGAAAUUCUUCGAACACUAUUACAGGAGUUAUGCCUUAACAUAAAAAGUUUACAGCUUGGGAACAUUGCGUCUUUCUUGGCCAAGGCCCUGCAGCCCCCUGAUCCUCUUUCUGUUCAAAAUGCUAUUGAUCUUUUGAAGAUAAUAGGAGCUUUGGAUGAUACGGAGGAGCUAACCCCUCUAGGUCAUCAUCUUUGCUCCUUGCCUGUGGAUCCUAAUAUUGGAAAAAUGCUUCUUUUGGCAUCCAUCUUUCAAUGUCUGGAUCCUGCAUUAACAAUUGCAGCGGCUCUUGCACACCGUGACCCAUUUGUCCUUCCACUCAACAGGAAAGAAGAAGCUGAUGAGGCAAAAAGAUCAUUUGCUGGAGAUUCAUACAGUGACCACAUUGCGCUCCUUAGGGCAUUUGAGGCAUGGCAGCAUGCCAAGCGUAAUGGCAGGGAAAGGCAGUUCUGUUGGGAGAAUUUCUUAUCCCCCAUAACCUUGCAGAUGAUGGAGGAUAUGAGAAACCAAUUUUGUCGUCUACUCUCAGAUAUUGGCUUCCUUAACAAAGGAAGAGGACUCAAGGAAUACAAUGUCUACAGUGAGGACGUGGAGAUGGUGUGCGCCAUACUAUGUGCAGGCCUUUACCCCAAUGUCCUGCAGUGUAAGAGAAGAGGAAAGAGGACGGCAUUCUACAGUAAAGAGGUGGGCCAGGUAGAUAUGCACCCAUCUUCUGUCAAUGCUGUGGUUCACCAAUUCCCUCUCCCUUACAUGGUCUACAGUGAGAAGGUCAAAACAUCCAGCAUAUAUAUCAGGGACUCGACCAACAUAUCCGACUAUGCUUUGCUCCUUUUUGGGAAUCUUUUGGCAAGCCAAACUGGAGAAGGCAUAGAGAUGCUUGGAGGUUACCUUCAUUUCUCAGCUUCCAAGAGUGUGUUGCAACUGAUACAGAAAUUGAGAUGGGAACUUGACAAGCUUCUUCAGAGGAAGAUUGAAGAUCCUGAGCUGGACAUUCCAUCUGAGGGCAAAGGGGUUGUGGCUGCUGCUAUUGAAUUACUGAACAACCCAAAUGUGAAGCAACACACAAAUCGCAGGGGUAGAAGUUGAACAAACUGAUCAAUCCAUCUUUUUCAAUUCAAGCAUUACCACUGAAUCCAAACAUCUAUAGUCAUGCCUUCGGCUGCCGGAAUAGUCUUUUCAUGCCAUCUUAAUUGAUCUUUUGUCUUAGAAUUUUUAUUUCUUUUCAGGAACCAAAGAUAAUUGUCCCCCAGUAUUUUUCUAUCGCCAUAAAUUUAAACUUGUGAUAUCAUGUGGGUAUAUUCUCAGAACUGAAUAUUAAUAUAUAAGAGUUAUUUCUUCUUA
This is a messenger RNA of Amborella trichopoda, 3618 nucleotides long. The record is from RefSeq and is a predicted model, not a curated record. NCBI's taxonomy places the organism in Eukaryota, Viridiplantae, Streptophyta, Magnoliopsida, Amborellales, Amborellaceae.